AUGGACAUUAUCCUCGAUGAUUUUCAAAAGAUCGGCAAAGGGAAACGCCGACUCAGCACAAGCACAGCUCCAUCGGCGAUUUGCAAGCUAUGUUCAAGUAUGGUCCGAAUCGACAAACGAUUAUGCCCAUCGAGCGUUCGACAUCUAGUAAGCCAUGUGAAAUUUCAUCUCGACUACAAUCCAUAUAUUUGUCCGGUUUGCAACAAUGCCUACAAAGUGCACAGCAAUGCGAAGCAGCACAUCACGCAGAAGCACCAAAGUGAUGCACAACCACUCGUUUUUGGCGAAACACCACAAUAUUGGAGUGACGUUUUCGAGAAGACGAAGAAAUGUUUCCCAGAUUUCGAGCAGCGAAUUGAUGUCUUUGCCACAAAGCGGCGAGCUCGAAUCAAUCCAAAAAAGCAAGGGACAUUGGAGGAGCAAUUUUUAGAUCUUUCUGGAAUUCAGAAUAUUAAAGAGAUCAACCAGAAAGCACACAAAAAGGAUUACUUUAAUUACUUGUACACGACAUUCAUCUCAGAAAAGGAGGAAACGAGUCAAUCGAACGAAUCGCCCGGGCCAAGCAAGGAUCAAGCUGAAAUUGUUGGAGACAAGUUUCCACAAAUUAAAGAAGGCGAGGUGAUCAAUUGCUUCAAUUUGAGCCAUCAAGAUUUGGAAGAAGAAGUGCAACGAUUAAGAGCUGAAGUCGAAGAGUUAAAACGAGACAAAAUCGAGACAAUGCUGAUCCUCGGCGAAACUCAACUGAAAAAGGAGCAGUAUAAAAAAGAGGUUCUCAAGUAUAAAGCGGAACAACUUAAGAAG
Molecule: messenger RNA, 801 nt
Organism: Mesorhabditis belari
Lineage: Eukaryota; Metazoa; Nematoda; Chromadorea; Rhabditida; Rhabditidae
Source: the annotation of a GenBank genome assembly